This is a messenger RNA of Histoplasma capsulatum G186AR, 336 nucleotides long. RefSeq lists its product as uncharacterized. The coding region runs from base 1 to 336 and encodes 111 amino acids. The record is from RefSeq and is a predicted model, not a curated record. Lineage: Eukaryota; Fungi; Ascomycota; Eurotiomycetes; Onygenales; Ajellomycetaceae. The transcript has a single exon.
AUGGUCACCACCAGCCACGAUGCAGGCCAAGGACGAACUGCAGGCGGCCAUCCCUUGAAGGCUCCCGAUUUAGCUGCGAAGGACCUCAGGAGGCAUGGACCACGAAGGAUGGUUCCUAUGGAGUACCACAUUCUUCCGCAACGUGGAUUAAUCGAUCACUACCAGGAGUUAGCGGAACCGUUCACGAAAACCUGCAUGCAAACUGCGGGACUGCAUCUCUUGACAUCUGGGGAGCCUGCGCGGAAGUUUAUCGUAGCCCUGGAGAGAAUAAUCUCGAAGCGCAUGAGACUGCUCUGUCUAGUCCUAUCCGGAGGGGUCUCGCGCUGCCCUAGCUAA